AACCAUUCUCAUCCAUCAAAGUCUUCAUCAAGUGCUUUUAUAUAUAAAUAUGUCCUUAGCUUAUCGCACUUUUAGAUAUGCAUGACACUUUUUCAAACGAUAUCCACAACCAAUCUUUCUUUUUCUUCCUCUUCUUCUUCUUUUGCUAAGAUCUAAUGAUCUAUACUCUGUCAAUGGGUGAAGGUGAAAAUCAAAUACUCCAACCUGCUCCACGCUCCAAUAUGACUGUAUUUGAUAACUUGGCAGAAAAGAAGGUGAAUUGGGCGAUCAUGGAUGGUGAUGACGCAUCAUCUAGUUCAUCUUCUUCCAUUGGGAAUUUAUCAUCAACUUGUUCAAACAGAUCAUCAACAUCUUCAUCGGACCUGGUUGAUGAUGCCACAUCUUCUUCAACUCCAUCUUCAUCUUCUUCAUCGCAUUCUAAUGGACCUCUAUUUGAAUUAUCCGACCUCAUGGCCCAACUACCCAUCAAGAGAGGACUUUCCAAGUAUUUUCAAGGCAAGUCUCAGUCAUAUACAUCUUUAUCAAAGGUGAAGAGCAUAGAAGAUCUUGCAAAGAAGGAAACUCCUUAUCAAAGAAAAAUGAAGGCGUGCAAGAGCUAUGGUGGUGGUUUGGAUACCUAUAAAUCAUAUACUCUUCCUAAGCCCACCAUAUCUAAGAAGGUAUCAAGAGGCUCUUUUUCAUCUUUAUUAUCUCCUUCAAGUAGAAGAGGUAGCUUCUUAAGUACAAACAGGCUUCCUCCUAUUCCUGUACAAAAGAAUUUUUGAUUUAUAAAGUUGUACAAUCUGUAUGAUCCUAGCACACCGUAUAUAUUGCUUUUUGAAGA
This is a messenger RNA of Ziziphus jujuba (common jujube), 823 nucleotides long. RefSeq names its product protein OXIDATIVE STRESS 3. The record is from RefSeq and is a predicted model, not a curated record. Lineage: Eukaryota; Viridiplantae; Streptophyta; Magnoliopsida; Rosales; Rhamnaceae. The transcript has 2 exons. Bases 156 to 764 code for a protein of 202 amino acids.